CUUCACUGCAAAAGCCAGAGGCUGAAUCUACAAACCCAAACUUCUCAUCUCCUUCCCCAAAACCAAUGUCCAAAAGCCAACAACAUUGAAACCCCAUUCCCCAUUUUCCCUCACUUCACUCUAAAAAUCUCCUAAAAAUUUCCCUCUCACUUUCUCUCCUCCCAAACAAAUCAACCGCACCCACCAUUCUCCCAUCAUACCCAUUUCCUACUCUUUUCAGCAUGUUGUCCUCAUCUCCAUUCCUCCCAACCUUUCUUCUCCUUCUUUCUCUCCCCAUCCUCUUCCUCUUUGCCCCUCGCAUUCUCUCUCCUCGCCAAGUCCCCAUCUCUCUCCCCGACGAGCUCGAUGAUCUCGCCCUGUUCCAGAAUGCUUCCUCUGAAUCAUCAUAUCACAAAACAUGGUCUCAAUCACAUUUAUCAUCAUCAUCAUCAGCAUACCCAUCUUCCAAAUUCCGCCUCGGAGCCACUAACCCCAAAUCCAAAAUCGCAUUUCUCUUCCUUACAAACUCCAAUCUCCACUUCGCUCCCUUGUGGGAACGUUUCUUCGGUGAAAAAUCUCACCAUCUUUACAAUAUCUACGUCCACGCCGACCCAACUGUGAAAAUUGAUAACCCAAAAGGCGUAUUUCAAGAUAGAUUCAUUCCGUCAAAAGUGACUCAGCGUUCAUCACCAACACUUAUCUCCGCCGCUCGCCGCCUACUCGCCACCGCCCUUUUGGAUGACUCGGCCAACGCCUAUUUUGCUGUCAUCUCCCAACACUGCAUACCACUCCACUCCUUCAAGUAUGUAUAUCACACUCUCUUAGAUCCAAAAUUGCCCAAGCUUGGUCAGUUUCGAGAGUUUAAGUACCGUAGUUUUAUCGAGAUUCUUUCCAAUGAAUCCACACUGUGGGAUAGAUACAAUGCCAGGGGGGAAAAUGUGAUGUUACCCGAAGUUCCCUUUGACGAAUUCCGAGUUGGGUCUCAAUUUUUCAUCCUAACUCGAAGGCAUGCCUUGUUGGUAGUUAAGGAAAGGAGGUUGUGGAGGAAGUUCAAGCUGCCAUGUUUGAGGGUUGAGUCUUGUUACCCAGAAGAGCAUUACUUUCCAACAUUGUUGUCAAUGGAGGAUCCAAAUGGGUGUACACAUUACACAUUGACUCGGGUUAAUUGGACUGAGAGUGUUAAUGGCCACCCACAUACUUAUAGACCUCCUGAGGUGUCCCCUGCUCUGAUUUACAAACUCAGGCAAUUGAAUUCGACAUCCGAGUACUUGUUUGCUAGGAAAUUCUCUCCGGAUUGCUUGGACCCGUUGUUGGAAAUUGCGGAUUCGGUCAUUUUGAAGGACUAAGUUUUGGUUUAGGUGAGGGAAAAACCAAUGGAAAAUUUUUGAGACGGUGCGAUGUGAGGAUGUUGGAGUACCACAUGGGAAUUAGGUUUUGAAGUGGCUUUUAAAAUGCCUAAAACCCAAGAAGCCCAGAAAGUCCAACUUCAGCAUGGAAGAGAUUUCAAAAGCAAAUGGUCAAAAGUAUGGUUAGGUGUAUUCUUAUUCUGGUGCUGUAAAAUCAUUAGUGGUUGAUGUGGGUGAAGUGGGUUUCAUCCUUUUUUGUUGUGUGUUAUGUGUACAUAUAGAUGAAUGAAUGGAGAAAUAAAUGUCAUGUAAAUUAAUUUCGAAGGGGUUAACCUGGAAAGCAUUAAGCAGCUGAG
Molecule: messenger RNA, 1681 nt
Organism: Ilex paraguariensis (yerba mate)
Lineage: Eukaryota; Viridiplantae; Streptophyta; Magnoliopsida; Aquifoliales; Aquifoliaceae
Source: the annotation of a GenBank genome assembly